AACCAUACAACCUUUUACUUUGUCAUGUUUGGCAUCACAAACCAUACUUUUGGCCGAUCAAAGUAGUUUUUUGAAAAAGGACUUCAAUUAGGACUAUGGUUAAUAACACAUAAAUAUGAUUAGCACAGUUCUGACGAGGCAUUAUGACUACUGUUAAUAUCGCAUAAAUGUGAUUAGGCAAUUUCUGAAGUGACAGUGUAACUUCCAAAACAAAGCAGAUGACAACCCAGGAAUACAGUAGGGAUGAGUAAAUUUCAUAUCUGGAGGUCGAAAUGCUACCUGGGGAGGGUUUAGUGGUUGAAGUGAAUUCCAUUUCUGGGUGUAAAGUGGCCCUAACCACGGUUUGUCGUAUAAGCGUUACUGGGUUAACACAUUAACUGGGUUGGCUUGAUGCUGCUUCUAUAUAAACCAUCUGGAAUUGACAGUGACGCGCCAAAGAGUUAUACAAGUUUGCAUUUUGGAAAAAGAGAAAAAAAAAAAAAAUUGGUGCAGAAUCCCGCUCAACUUGGCCCCUGUAUGUAACGUGCCAAUGCUCGUUAUUGGGUGUCAGAUUGAGCAUCAGCAUUUGGCUAAUACGUUUCAAUCCGGAUUUGAGAAGGCUUGUUUUUCGUCUUUGCUCUCUCACUCACUAUCACAGGAUUUAUAGCUGGAGAGUCAACUGGUGAGAAUACUGAAGACUUGCUUCUUUUAUUGUUCAUAAAUGGAUGAAAUUCCUGAUGGUGGUAGUGGUAGCGAGCAAGGGCCUUUUUCUGUUUCACCUACGGAUAAGGGAAGUAAAUACAGGAGAAAAUUAGGAGAUCCAUCUAUAGGGAACUCAAUUAGCAUGCCCCAGUGCCUGGCUGAGUUCCUUAGGUAUGAAUCUCCUAACAUAUCUCAAAGCUCUCCGAGUGAAUUCGCUCUGGAUUCGAGGUUGCAUCAUCAGCCUAAGGGAGGACCAGAGCAAGAAGCAUUUGGACCUGAUUAUUGGGAUGAUCCCAUUGCAUGUCAGCUUGAAGAACUUUUGUUCUCCAAUUUGCAAGUGGCUUUCCAAUGUGCAAUUAGGCGGAUGUCUCAAUUGGGCUAUAGCGAGGAGACGGCUAGAAAACUUGUUUCAAGUGGUGGCUUUUAUCAACAAGGUAAAGACCCCGUGAUGAAUAUCGUAAAUGAUUCUCUGAAGGAUGAUUUUACUGAACGGAGGAAUGUUAAUAUUUCCAGAAAUGACAUGUUUGAUAAUUUAAAGCAACUCAUUGAGUACACCAUGUUGGAAAUUAUUGGUGUAGUUAGGGACGUUAGACCAUCCCUAUCCAUUGGGGAAGUAAUGUGGUGGUUGUUGAUAUGUGACUUGAAUGUUUUACAAGCCAGUGCACUCCAAGUAGAUCCUUCAAGUGCUUUUGGUUGUAAAGAUGUUUCAGGAGAGGGCUCUGAUCAUGCCAUUUCCCAAUUCAGAUCACAAAGAUCCGAAACAAUUAUUCCAAAUCCUAAACAAUCGAAUGUUUGGAAGCCUGGUGCUAUAAAUUCUCUGCCUGAAAAUCUGAAAUUUGGAAGUUUCCCAGCUUCACCAAAACCUAAAGAUCUUUGUUCUCUGGAAGGGGUAACCGAAGCAGAAGAGAGUCCGGUUUCCUUGUCAAGCACUGAAGAGAAAUCCUCAGGUCCCACUGGGGAAUCUGUCCAGAUUUCAUCACCAAUCUUUACUUCUGACGAAAGAUCAAAGGGCCGGAUGAGGAAAGAACUUUCAGCACUUCGGCAGAGGUUCCUUCAUAUGGAGAGAGGUGACAGGACGUCUGGGUCAAGAGGUGGUUCUAGAUCAGGGAAAUUUGCUAGCUCUGUCGGUUUUGUCGUGGAGAAAAGGCUGAAGCCACCAUCUGAACUUCCUGUUAUACAAAUGAAAAAUGCAUCCUCAAAGAAAAGCUCAGAAGUUCAAUCUGAAGUUCCUUUAGCAGAUGGAAGUCGUCCCGUAAACAAGAGUCCAUCUGCUUCUCCUGCAACUGAAAACAAUUCAGGGUUACGUAUUAAAGACACCAUAUCUGUGUUGCCUACUGCUGAAACUAACCUUCCUUUGUCAUCGACUUCCGAAAUGAAAUCCAACCCAAAGCCCCAGAUCAGUAACUCUGAGGGUCCUAAAAUUCCUGAUUACUAUGCUGGAAUUCCAUAUGACAAGUCUCUUGGAAAGUAUCUCCCGCAAAAUGAGAAGGAUGAAAUGAUUUUGAAGCUGGUUCCUCGGCUGCAAGAACUACAGGAUGAGCUACAAGGUUGGAGUGAGUGGGCCAAUCAGAAGGUUAUGCAGGCUGCUCAUAGGCUUUGCAAGGAUCAGCAUGAGCUGAAAGCCCUGAGACUAGAGAAGGGAGAAGCAGAACGAAAUAAAAUAGAGAAGCAAAUGGCGGAGGAGAACACUAUGAAGAAACUGUCCGAGUUGGAGAAUGCCUUGAGUAGUGCCAAUGAACGGUUUCAGAUUGCUAAUUCCGCUGCAGACAAGAUUGAGGAGGAAAAUUCAGUGCUGAGGAGGGAGUUAGAGGCAGCUAGAUUUCAUGCUCUAGGAUCAGCUGCAAGUUAUCGAGAAGCGGUGGAGAGGGAGCAGAUGGCUCUGAAGAAGGCACAAUCACGGGAGGGUGAAAAGGCGUUGUUACAAGAAGAGCUUGAGAGAGAGAAGCACAAGGGAGCUGAACUGCAGCAGAAAUUAGGCAAAGAUAAAAAUCUUCACCGCCAAAUUGAGGCCAGAUGCAAACAGGAGAGGACAACGAAGGAGAAACUACUUGCACAGGCUGCCUCCAUAAAACAGGAAAGGGAACGACUUGAAGCUAAGGCAAAAGCACGGGAUGAAGUGACGAGACAGAAAGCAGAAAGUGUUAUGCAAGAAAAUAUGGAAGACAUAAAAAAGCUUGAGAACAAGUUAUCUGAAAUGAAACUCAAGUCUGAGUCUUCCAUGAUAGCUGCACUUCGGAGAGGUAGUGACAGAAGCUAUGGUAAUAUUGUCCCAACAACAGACAGCACAGGUUUCCAAGCUAUGCAACAAAACCGGAAUCCUCAUGUACUUAACAAGGCUGUGAAUUCACAGAACCGUUUCGGGACUGGCCGCUUAAAACAGGACCGGGAAUGUGCCAUGUGCCUAUCCGAUGAUACUUCUGUUGUUUUCCUUCCAUGUGCACAUCAGGUUAUGUGUGCAAAAUGCAAUGAGCUCCUUGAGAGACAAGGGAUGAAGGACUGCGCUUACUGCAGGACCCCAAUAGAGUGGAGGAUCAAUGUGCGUUUUGCUCGUUAAAAUUGGCUUCUUUUUUCUGUUCCUUUUGGGUUUUUAAUAUCUCUUUACUAGUGGGCUGUCCCAAAAAUAUAAAGAAAGAAAAUAAAAUGAAAGGAUACAAAGUGAGGGGGAAAAAAAUGUAAAAAUUGUCAAGAGUUUCUUUGAGAAGUGUAAAGCA
Messenger RNA from Juglans microcarpa x Juglans regia, 3392 nucleotides. Its product is annotated as putative E3 ubiquitin-protein ligase RF298. The coding region runs from base 701 to 3235 and encodes 844 amino acids. NCBI's taxonomy places the organism in Eukaryota, Viridiplantae, Streptophyta, Magnoliopsida, Fagales, Juglandaceae. The record is from RefSeq and is a predicted model, not a curated record. The transcript is spliced from 4 exons.